ACACAGUCACCGCUACAGACCCACCGACCAAACACCACCUUACACACCCUUUUACUUCAACCCUUCCCCGGAAAAGAGAACAGCAACUGCGUUUUAUGUCCGCCUCGAUCGAAAACCUCAAGUCCUUCGACCCCUUCGCCGAAGCCGAUGAAGACACCGGAGAGAUAAAGCAGUCGAACCAGAGCAGCUACAUCCACAUCCGUAUCCAGCAGCGCAAUGGACGCAAGACCUUGACCACAGUUCAAGGACUCCCCAAGAAGUUCGAUCAGAAGAAGAUUCUCAAGGUCAUCAAGAAGGCCUUUGCUUGCAAUGGCACAAUCGUGAGCGACACCGAGAUGGGUGAAGUCAUCCAACUCCAGGGUGAUCAGAGAAAGGAUGUCCAGGAAUUCUUGUGUGACAAGAAGGAGGGCCUCGGUCUUGAUGCCAAGACCAUCAAGGUCCACGGUUUCUAAACGUCCAACAACCGCGCCAUGCACCCUCGUCGGGUACGAGAGACCAGCUGGUGGAUUAUCACGACAUUUGUUACUCUUCGAAUCGUCUACAAGGCGCCCAUUGCCACGAUCCACACGGCUUUUCCUUUCACUCUACGACCCUUACGAAUCCUUUUCUAGACAACAUGAUUUUGCUACCUGCCAAACAUCAUAACCUUCUGAAAACAUGGCCGCGGAUUACUCUGGCGUUUGUUCAAGAUACCCAAUGCUGUCUCUACUGACUGCAGCAACAUGUCUUAUUGGGCUUUUGUUGCUUUUUCCUAUCACCUUUCCGAUCAAGUAUUUCCUUCUAUGCCCUUGCUAUUCUCGCCAGGCGAGAGGAUGUCGCUUAACG
Molecule: messenger RNA, 825 nt
Organism: Aureobasidium pullulans EXF-150
Lineage: Eukaryota; Fungi; Ascomycota; Dothideomycetes; Dothideales; Saccotheciaceae
Product: putative translation initiation factor SUI1
Exons: 4
Coding region: 96-452 (118 amino acids)
Biological process (GO): translational initiation
Cellular component (GO): eukaryotic 43S preinitiation complex
Molecular function (GO): RNA binding; translation initiation factor activity; ribosomal small subunit binding
Source: RefSeq, a predicted model, not a curated record